Melanotaenia boesemani (Boeseman's rainbowfish) is the source of this 3627-nucleotide messenger RNA. RefSeq lists its product as uncharacterized. The record is from RefSeq and is a predicted model, not a curated record. Lineage: Eukaryota; Metazoa; Chordata; Actinopteri; Atheriniformes; Melanotaeniidae. The transcript has 5 exons. Bases 283 to 1308 code for a protein of 341 amino acids.
AGAAGAAGAAAUUCCCUCACUGUGGUCACAGAACGUAAUGGUAACCGGAUCUAACACGACACCAGCCCCAUGCUAACAUGAGCUGCUGAUCGGGUUCUACUAGUCAAGGUUGUUAUCGUGGUUAAUAACGUAACUGGAACGGAUCUCUGCACACGAUGGCAUACAAGGCUACAAAGGCCACAACAGUAUCAUAAAAUGUCUGGAGCAGAGCCCCAUGAACAGCGAAGGACCUCAGCCUUCUCAGCAGGUCCAGUCUAGUUUUUUGUUGAGUGUCCUCCAACCAUGUCCCCGUGUCCCUGGAAGCUCCAGCUGAGUCCAGCAGUGCUUCUCUUCCUCCUCCUCUUCUUCGCUAACUCCUCCCUCACACUGCUUGCAGAACCAGAAUUCCAUCUUCUGAAACAGCUCAACACCACACAAGAAACCAUCUGCUCCACUGGAUGCAACAACGACACUUUGACCAACAAUCCAAACCUGGAGGAUUCUCUGAGGAAUGUCUCUAGCGUUGGGGAGAAGAACCCGUCCUCAGUAUCGGACUUUAACACAAGUCUUACAGGUACUGUGGUUCAGACCUCAGUGGACAGAGGUUCUGAAGGGGAUGAUGAAGUGAAUCCAAACAGAACCGAGCAGGUCCAGUUCUCUCACAACUCUUCUUCACCCAUUAACCUCACCACUGUCAACUCCAGCCUCCUGUUUACUGUGACCACCGUCGCCCCGUCCAAACAGUCUACAGCUGGACCAAUGCUACCAUCCAACCAGCAGUCGGCUCCACCCAAACCUCAGUCCCCAUCAGAACCAGACCCUGGCACUGCAGCUGCUCCAACCUUCACAGCUCCACCCAUUAUCAGCCUGGUUCCACCGACCACUGUACUCCCAUCAACACCGUCCAUGACCCCCACUCUGUCUCCUCCAUCUAUGCUUCCAUCUGCCAAAAGAACCACUACUGGUCCUGCUGCUAUGAUCACCGAAAACAAAACAACGUUGUCCUCGCCUCUAAGAACCACAACGGUAAUGGUUCGGAACACUUCUGUUACCAUGGUAACUGCUAGCAAAGCUGCAGUAACCAGUAACGCCACCUAUGCCACAGUUGCCCCGGCACCAAAGGUUUCUGUGGUGGAAGUUGCGGGUUCUGCUCUGACCCAGCAGCUGGUGGACACAGCAGCUCUGCUGGCCGUCCUUGUCUUCGGCCUGCUCUUUUUCUUCGUCACCGUGGUGGUCUUCAUCAUGCAGGCGUAUGAGAGCUACAGGACCAAGGACUACACCCAGGUGGACUACCUGAUCAAUGGCAUGUACACCGACUCUGGGGUGUGAGGACGGCAACUCGCAGAGCCGGAGACGGGAUCCUGAUGGGAAUGCUCUGGUGAUGGUUCAGAUGGAUGGAUGUUUCCAACACCACACUGGAUCGACAGCAGAACUUGGGUUCUGUCGUCUGUUCUUUUGUCUGUUGUACUUCAGUCACCCAGACAAGCAGCGCUUACUGGGACCACAUGUUCCAGGUUUCCACCAUGAGUCUCCUCCUCCCCAUGGCUCAGUCUGGAGCUCAGUUGUGGAUCGUACCAAAGCACAACAUCAAAAAAUUUCAACUUAUAUCCCUUUAACAGAGAAGUGACACCAUGUUAGGAAAAAGAACUAGUUUCUAAAUCUGAUGUAAAUAAGAUGCGACUUCCACUUUCUGACCAUUAAUUUACGACAGAUUCCACAAAAAAAACAGAAACCCUGAACCUGAAUAGUAAUAAUAAUAAUAAUAAUUAUAAAGAAUGAUAAUUGAAUACAUUGAUUAAAUAAUGAGGAUUAUGAUAAUUAAAAUGCGUGAAGAGCUCAUCGUGUGGUUUUAAUUUAAUACCACUGAUCAGCUGUCAGCUUCUAAAAAUAAUAAUUCACAUUUUGAAUGAGAUUUAAAUGGCUUAAUAAUUCAAAUUAAAUCAGUUUUAAAUUUUUUCUUUUUUUUGUUUCCUUUUGUUUUUGUUCAGUUUUCUUUCUCUCUAUAUGAACUCAGUUCUUCAUCCAUUUUCACACCUGAAUAUUGGAUGAAGGGAUUCCUAUGAAAUGAAGCCUCCAGGAUGGAGCUUUUUUUGCAUAACCGAUGGAAAGAAAAAAUGAAAUGGUCCUUCACUCCAGAGUUCUGCUUCCUCUAACCUCUGGGACCCCGGCUGCUGGGACAGACCCCGGCUGAGCUGCAGGGCGAAUCAGAAAACUCUAAUCAAAGGAAACAAACAGGAGCUCAGAAGAUGUAGUAAUGGAGAAGUUCAUGGACAAUAACCAAACCUAAGAUCUUAAUUGUAUUUCAGUGAUUUAAUCUUUCAGAUUUACUGUUGUGUGACCGUCUGACAUCUCUGAGCAGCAGGUGGGUUCAUCUGGAAAAAUCUGAUAUGUAGAGAUUCACCGUGGAAAGAUUAAUAAUAAUAAAAAAAAAUAAAUUGUAAAUCUAAUGCAGCUUCUGUAAAAGUGCCUGGUACUUCAAACAUGGCUGAUAAUUUCUUCACUCUGAAGUUUUGCAUUCAUCCUCCUCCAGAAGGAUGGUGCUGACGUCGGAGCACGAAGACGUCUGUGUCGUUUCUCUGAAGCUGAUAAGUUCGUCAACAGACUUUGUUCAGAUUCGGAUGGUGAUGCCUUCACUUCCCGCACAAAACCAGUAAAAUAAAUCCAGUCCUUUCAGUAUUUCAACUGUCAGAUGGUUUUCAUCUGCAGCCGCAGGAAAAAUCUUCCUCUUGCAGCUUUUCCUCUGAAACGUGACACAGAGCCUGACUAAAGUCGAACAUUUCUUUAAUUUAUGUAUUUUAAAGAUAAUUUGAGAUUUUCCACUAACGAAUGUUUUGAGUUUGGCAGCUUGAUCAGAAUAAACCCAGUUAAACCAACUAACACUGGCUUGGAGUUCAGUGGUUCCCACAGGAACCGGAAAUGUGGAUGUUUUACUGUUCAUCUUCUUUUCUUCAGUCUUAAUUUCAUCCUGGACUCUUUCUUUCUAGAUAAUCUCAUGUUUAACUAAAAGACUGAAACGUUUCUCUGAUCCAGACGACAUUUCAGCUGAUUUAAGACGUUUUGUCUUCCAUGGGAACAAAGCCAUAUUUUUUGUUUUCUGAAAGAUGAAUGGUGACCUACCUCUGUGACGUUUCAUUGAUCCAUUGAUUUUUAUUUUUCUAUUACAUUAAUUUUCUUUCUCUGAUUGUCUCUGUAUCUCUGAUAAUAUGGGAUUUUGCCAAAAAAAAAAUGGAAGAAUAAAAUAUCCGAAGCACAUUUUGUUUUGAUCAAGCCAAGGGAAAUCUGAAGCCAUGGAGAUGUUUAGAGAAGGAGAGCAGGUUUGAAGGUAGAAGAUGUUUUCAGAUAUUUUUAUCAUGUCUGUAAAAAGCGUUUAAAUGUUAGAAAUGUGGUUUUCUUCCUGAGCCUUGUGUAAGACUGACUUGUGGUCUGCAGUUCUACUGGAACUGGUCUGAACGAGUCUGUCAGGCUGUAUCAAAGUGGUGUUUGUUCUCCUGGUGGCAGUUAAUCUGUUUCCAUGAUCCUGUGGACUGGUCAGACUAUGGAUCACGUUAUGAGAGAUGUCACCUGCCAUGUGCCAACUCGAUAUUGUACUAAUGCACUUUUUGAAAAUAUAUUUUUAUUUUGCAGAAAAGAAAUAAAGAAUAAAAAUGA